UUUUGAGUAAAACGACGUCGUUAGUUUCUUCACACACUUUCCUCAUAGACAUCGAAGUCGAACAAGGUUUUGGGGGUUUUUCACAAACAGAGAGCUUCUAGGUCGUGUUCGUGUUUGAUCAGAGGGUCGAAACUUGAAGUGCUUUUAGCUUCCUAUCCUCCUCUCUCUGCUAUAUCAGCAAGCGUUUCCAGAUGCCUCGGAGACCAUCAGGAGGAAGAAGGUUCAUAAAGCACCAACCUUUAGCAUUUUCACCGUUUAUGCGGUCACUUGCUUUAGCUUCAAGGCGUAAACUGCAUCGUCAUCAACAAGAAGAUGACUCUCCACGUUCUGAAGAGCUGAUGUCUUUUGAUCAAAAGCUCCCAACUUUGUCGAAAAAGGAGCAAAAAGAACAGCUUUCAGACUCCUCUGAUGAAGAAGACUCUCAGGGAGAUGUACAAGCAGAUUUUGAGUUCUUUGAUCCUAAGCCAACAGACUUCAACGGAGUCAAGAUUCUUUUAAAGAACUAUCUAGAUGACAAGGAGUGGGACUUGAGCAGCUUUGUUGAUCUGGUACUGGAGCAGACAACAGUAGGAACCGUAGUGAAAGUAGCAGAUGAUGAGGACGAGUCUGUGUUCGCUGUCGUCUCUGCUCUUAACUUGGCGAGAUACAAGGAGCACAAGUGCUUUAGAGAGUUGAAAGAGUUUCUUCUUCAAGUCUGUUCGGAGAAGAGUGUAGCUAAAGAUCUUGGAGUGAUGUUGGAGAAGAAGGCACAUGAUGUUGGUAUCUUGGUGUCUCAGAGAGUGAUGAACCUUCCUCCGCAGCUUCUUCCUCCGCUGUACGAUGGGUUGUUUGAUGAAGUAUCGUGGGCUACGGAAGACGAGCCUACCGAGGAGCUUCGUGGCUCGUUCCGGUUCAAGUGGUAUCUGCUUGUCACCAAGAUUUACAAGCUGAAGAAUCCCAAGCAGAGGAAGCCUCGUCGUGGUGAAGAAGAGGAGGAGGAAACAGUAUUCCUUAAGCCAGAAGAUGAACUCUUUCUCCAGUUGAGUUCUUGGUCUUUCACGUACCCUAUGCGCUCACAGCUUGUGACUUCUCAUGAAAUGAAGAAUUAUCAGCUGAUGGGACUAGUGAUGGCUGUGGAAGCAAAAAGGAUUCCUGAGUUCAGACAGAUGCUGAAUUCUCUCAUUGAUUGAAUGAACAUUGGUCAUCUUCUUGAGGAAUCUUUAAGUUGGUUGUUUGUUUAUUGAUUAACCGCCAGUUUUGAUAGUGGUUUUUUCCAGCAUAGUUCUAAUGUUUUGUUGUUUUAUCCAGCAAUCUUAUGUCAUUGGGAACUCUAAGUUUCAUGUGUCUGAAUCAUUAAUGUUUUAUACCAUCUCCAUUAUCCAGCAA
This is a messenger RNA of Brassica napus (rape), 1365 nucleotides long. RefSeq names its product protein BCCIP homolog. Lineage: Eukaryota; Viridiplantae; Streptophyta; Magnoliopsida; Brassicales; Brassicaceae. The record is from RefSeq and is a predicted model, not a curated record. The transcript is spliced from 7 exons. Gene Ontology annotation, cellular component: nucleus. Bases 192 to 1169 code for a protein of 325 amino acids.